GGGAACACUACCAAUUUAACAUCUUUACAUAAGAAAUACUGGUAACUUCAUUGUAAUUUUUGAAAUGAAAAUUAAAUUAAUAACCUUGAUAUUAUUUACAAAAAAUAUAUUUUUUGGAGUUGGAAUUGAUUGUUGCAUAAAUCCGGAAAAGUAUGCAAUAUAUUUUAAACAAGUAACAAAUUAUAUAGGUGUUCAUUUAACAGGAUUAAACAUGGAACAUAUAUCAGUAAGAAUAUCAAAAGAUAAAAUUAUAAGUAUAGAAGAUGUACUCAAUUAUAAAUCAGAAAAUAAUAAUGAAUUAUUAAUUAAAUAUAACAUUAUAGUUGAUUUACUCAACUAUUUCUUUUCUAAAGAACUAGAAAAUUUUUCCGAACACUUAAAAAUCAUUUUAGAUGAUUGUGAAAUUUUUUUUAAAGAAAAUUCGUUUGAGAAUGCGACUUAUUGCACAGUAGAACUUUUCAAUGCAGCUAAAAAUUCAAACGAAAUGUUUGAAUAUUUAUAUAAAGCUAUUAUAUUUAUUGACUACUUGGACAUUAAAUUAGUGAUAAGAAAUUCAAUUCAUCCAAAAACGAUAGUAGAAGAAAUUUAUACUGUUAAAAACUAUAUCUUUUUAAUGAGAACGCGAGAAAUUUAUAAUUAUAUAAAUAAUGACGGACACAUUGAAAUAGAAGUACUUUUAAAAGACUUUAUUGAAAUAAAUAAUUUCGUUGAUAAAAUAGUUGCAAUAACAGAUUCAAUUAAUAAAAAAAAUGUUACUAUUAUAAAUAGUAGAACGGAAUUUAAUUUACGAGAAAAGUACUAUGGAGAAUACAUAAAUUUUAAGUAUAAAAUGAAUUUUGUCGAUUUUGUUAGAGAAAAGCUAUAUCAUUAUUGUUCAGAAACCAUUAAUAACUUUUAUUUGAAAAUUGGAUUUAAUCAGUUGCUUAAUCCUAAUAUACCCGAGCUUAUGCCAUCUCAGAACUACGAUUUUCCUCAACAAAGAUCAAUUGAAAAACUAAAUACUUUGUUCCGUGAAGGAGAUUGGAAGCUGUUAAAUCAUAUAAAAAUAAUAAUUGAUGAUGAAAUUAUCACUACUAAUCGAAUUACUCGAGACAAUGUAGACGAUUUUAAUUUUAAUCUAAAAAAAAAGUAUUUUUUACAGCUAAUAAGGUGCAGAUAUACCGAAGUAUUGAAAAAGUAUAACAUUUAUAUGUCUGCUAUUAUUCAAAUAUGCAGACAUGAAAAGACUAAAAAAAAUUUAAAUGGCUAUGUAGAUUGUAUUAUUCAAUUUAUUGAUGCCGUUAAAAAUUCAAAAGAAAUGUUUAAAUAUAUGUCGUUAGCUUUAGAUAAAUUAAAAGCUACAUUUAUUUGGGAAGUGAUGUGUAAAUCACAUUCAUGUUUAACACAAACGUAUGAUUUAUUAAGUAAUCUUUUCCCUAAAAUUGAACAACUUCAUUUAACUAAUAAUAAUUUUAUUAAUCUAUCUUUCAAAGAAAUAAAAACGAAAGUAGAUAAAUUUUUAUUAGAUUUUCAAGUUGCGCGUAAUAAAUUUAAUCGUGUGCUUAUUGACGAACGUAAAUAUUCAAGUGUACGUUGCUGGUUUAAAGGUGAUAGUUUAGAAAAAAGUCAAUUAAUAAAAUCAUGGGAGAAUAUUGUUUUGUCAGCUAAUAAUAACAAUACUAUUGGAAGUCCUAUAAUUUUGUAUGAAUAUGCUUUGGAACACUUUAAGACGUUUUUUAAUAUUGCUAUUACAAGUGAAUACAACAGUUUAGGUUUCAAUAAAAUAACUAUUAACAAUUGAGGAAAGUUUUAUAUUUGUCUUUUAUUUUAUAUUAAUGAACUUGAUAAAACUUUUAAUUGUUUUUUUUAAAUUUAAUUGUUUUAUCAUAAAAUUACUGUAGUAAUAUUUUAUUUUUAUUUUUAAUAAUUAACAGUACUACGAAUUUUGGCUUGUUAAAUUGUAUAUAAUUCAUAUGAAAUAUUAUCAGCAUUUGUUUAUUCUAAUUCAAUAUUUUUAAUGUUGUUUUAGUUGAUAUUAUGUAUUUAAUUAGAUU
Daktulosphaira vitifoliae (grape phylloxera) is the source of this 2033-nucleotide messenger RNA. RefSeq lists its product as uncharacterized. The coding region runs from base 65 to 1780 and encodes 571 amino acids. The record is from RefSeq and is a predicted model, not a curated record. NCBI's taxonomy places the organism in Eukaryota, Metazoa, Arthropoda, Insecta, Hemiptera, Phylloxeridae. The transcript has 2 exons.